Colletotrichum lupini is the source of this 1992-nucleotide messenger RNA. RefSeq names its product pentatricopeptide repeat domain-containing protein. The record is from RefSeq and is a predicted model, not a curated record. NCBI's taxonomy places the organism in Eukaryota, Fungi, Ascomycota, Sordariomycetes, Glomerellales, Glomerellaceae. The transcript has a single exon. The coding region runs from base 1 to 1992 and encodes 663 amino acids.
AUGCAGGCAAUCUGGUCUAGAGCGGGCCAGGCGCACCGAUGCGGCUGCAAGGCCUGCUUUAAUGCCUCCGGGGGCAUGAUACGGCAGUCGGCGACGCGCUCGACGCAACGAAAACCGACCUUUAGCGAGAUCUUCACGGCGUGCUACACAUCGAUAAUGGGAACGGCUGCGAUGCUGGAUGCAGGGAGGAAAGACAGGCGGCGAAAGGAUUUGGACCGACAAAUUGAAGAGGUCUCGAGCGAGCUGGCAAAUCUUGUCGAAAAAGCAAAGGAGAAAGCUCCUAAGAAACCACCUGCUGGUGACGUUGGCAACCGGUAUCCGGGCGCAUUACAAGAUCACGUUCCACAAAACCCCGAAGUCAGCAAGAUUCUCGACGCCCUCGGGCCCUCAUAUAGGUGGCAGAGAACUGUUGCGACAAAGGCCGACGUGGACCGUUUAUGGAAGAUAUACGAGCUGAGUCCUUCGAACGAAGUCAGAGGGGUCAAUUACGAAGCCUUGAUUAAGAAGCUCGCGACAGAAGAGUGGAUGCCUAUUGAGCACCGCGCACCGCGGACGCCGAGGCAAGCCAAGGCGGCAGCGGUGGCAACGAAAGCUUUGGUCUACAGAUUUCUCGACGCAGGCGAUUCUAUGGUUGGACGCGAAGGAAUGCAAACGGCGCGAGACGAGGUAGACAAGCUGAUACGGAAGAAGUUCCCCAUCUGGGAUGAAAGCGAACUGAGCAACGAGGCUCUGAACACGUGGAGCCGGGAGCUGAACAAGGCGUUGAGGAGUGUUUUUGACGCCUCGACUCCUGAGAACUUUCAACAUACGAUUUACAGUGUAUGUCACAAUCUCCUCGUAUCGCCUUCAUCCCUCACCAUCCACACAUACAACCAUCUUAUUGCGGGCCUGGAUAGAGUUGGGAUGCAUCGCCUUGCUUCAGCAGUGGUCCUCUCUUUCUACCAGGGCAAGCUUGAGCCCACGCAGCUUACCCUCGUGUGCAUCCUGAAUCACUACAGAACGAUAAAGGACGCAGACAACUUUUCGGGUUUCAUCGCUCGCAUGACUGGCAAAGACCAACGAGGCGUCAAAAUCCGGAGAAAAAGGCACGAUGAUGUGGCGGAGUUUUUCUCCCUUCACGGUUGGGCUAAAACGAAAGAUGUCGCAGUCGGCUCCCAUUACGUCGUCGAGAGGGCGCGUUUUGAUGAAAAAAUCUUCGCCACCAUCAUCGAAGGCAUGUUGGCUUUCGACAGACUGAGGGCUGCCGUGGGUGCAUUUGCGGCGAGCAUCACGGCAGACCUCCUGAUUAGCUCGCGGACGACCUCCGAGCUGCUCGAUUAUUGCGCCCGCUCCCUAGAUCGCACAGCUGCAGCCAAGCUUUUGGAACUACUGAAAAGCAACCCCGCGCUGAUCAAGCGUGCAUUCUUUCGAGAGAACGACAAGCUAUAUCUUGCGCGGCGCAUACGGAGCCUACUGGAUAUUUGCGGCUUGGAACACAGCUUGCCAAACAGCGUGGCACCGUUCCUGAAAGAUCCCAUGUUCUCGAUUGUGUCGAGCGAGGAGCAGAAACGUGUAGUUUAUAUCGCACGAAUAGCCCACACUGUACACCAAACGGAGUGGUUGUUGAAAAGCGCGCGCGACUACGUUCAGCGCGUGAAAACGGGUAGCGCCAGUACCAUUCGCAUUGAUUCGGGCUCUCCGCAGAUGUACAGGAUGUGGAGAGCGACGAAGUUGGUUUGGCCAGUGCCCGAGGGUCUUCCGGAAGACCAGCCCGGAACGUCCUUCUCGCAGGAGGAAGAGGUCGACUGGUCUGCUUGGAAUCGGCUGGAGGAAGCGUCAGAAGCACAGCUGGCGCAGAAAACCAUGAGUAAAAGCAACACUCUUUCAGAGAAUCAGGGUCAAUUGUCCGCAUGGGAUCGCCUUGAACAGGCGGCGGAGACGAAACCGAAGAACACGAAGCACGAAAACAAAACCACCAUCGACGAGGUUUUCGAAACGAUUGAAAUUCUGUAG